CUCAUGCUUCAUUUUAAUUGCAGACGCCAUAUCUGCGUGCAACAGCGUACCAUCACCAUGCCCGUGAAGACAACUGAAGUCUACGCUAGACCAAUCUGGAAGCAUGUGAAUACGCCAUGCAGCGCUGUUCAGGUGCAGACACAGAACCCAAACCAGAUGUGCACGAGGGUACAGCUUGUCCACGAGCAGGCCUUUCGGGAUGUAAUACGCCACAAAUCAGCGCAACAGGUCACAUACGAUUGCUGCAACGGUUGGGAGCGUGAACUGCCACAGUCGGACUCUUGCCUAAAACCGGUUUGCACAAAUCCUUGCCAAAAUGGGGGCACCUGCACAGCUCCUGAUGUCUGCAGUUGCUCACUGGGGUUCACAGGGCAGUUCUGCGAGCACGAUGUAAAUGAGUGCGAAGAGGAGAAACCCUGCGACCAGACGUGCAUCAACACAGUUGGCUCAUACUUUUGCAAAUGCCGUGAAGGUUUCGUUCUACAACCGGAUCAACAAAGCUGCAAAAAAAAUGGCAUUGAAGAUGAUGAUGCUUUCGAAGCGCGUGAUCUGGAAAACGAAAUCGAGUCGAGCGAUAAUGAAGACAUGAGUGCACGUCUUCAAAAAAUAGAGCGCUCCUUAGCCAAUGAGCGGGUGCACACGAACGAAUUGCAGAAGUCAUUGCAAGCGACUUAUAACGUUGUGGAUACCCUGAAAACUCGCCUAAGCACAAUUGAAAAACAGCAACAGGACAUAAAUCGACUGCAGUCUAAUCUUUAUGCGACAGAGUCGCGCACUAAUAGACUUGAGGGCAUGUUAAAUAUGUUAAUGAAGUGUCGAAAUGGACCAAACGCCUACUGUCCGUAGAAUGAAUACAUAUACUCUACGUACUACUUAAGUGCUCGUACGUAUGUGCAUAUGUAUGUAUGUACAUAUUACCUUAAGUAAAAAGAACUGUAUUGUUAAAUAAUUAAGCUAGCUGUACUGUAUUUUUAAGGCUAUGUUCAUAUUAGAAUUGCUUGUAAUUAUAAAGUUUUCGUUCGCGACCCAACCCAAUGUAUUUACCGACUUGCCAUACCUUUCUAUUUAAGCGGGUAUUAUUAGUAAUGUGAUGCCAUUUUAUGUUUACUUUAUGAACCAGAGUACAGUCUAAUUCUGCACUGGCUUAGAAAAAACUUAACUGCUUUAACCGUGAUUGAUAACACUGGUUUACACCAAAAGUGUUCAAUAGAUGCCACUAUCCAAUUUCUAAGUAGAAUGGCU
Rhagoletis zephyria (snowberry fruit fly) is the source of this 1242-nucleotide messenger RNA. RefSeq names its product epidermal growth factor-like protein slowdown (gene slow). Gene Ontology annotation, molecular function: calcium ion binding; signaling receptor binding. Gene Ontology annotation, biological process: anatomical structure development. Gene Ontology annotation, cellular component: cell surface; extracellular region. Lineage: Eukaryota; Metazoa; Arthropoda; Insecta; Diptera; Tephritidae. The record is from RefSeq and is a predicted model, not a curated record.